Toxotes jaculatrix (banded archerfish) is the source of this 1973-nucleotide messenger RNA. RefSeq names its product stromal cell-derived factor 2-like 1 (gene sdf2l1). The record is from RefSeq and is a predicted model, not a curated record. NCBI's taxonomy places the organism in Eukaryota, Metazoa, Chordata, Actinopteri, Toxotidae. The transcript has 3 exons. Bases 76 to 729 code for a protein of 217 amino acids.
AGUAAGGUUUGAAAGUGUCUGUAUGUGUUGUUCAUCCUCUCCGUGUCUGCCGGUCAUGAGAACAGAGACGUGAAAAUGGAGAUAAUUGACGCUGUCCAGGUUUUUGUCAGAUCACUGCUGUUUCUGCUGCUGUGCUCACACUGCGAGGGGCGAGAGUCCGAGCAAAACUACGUGACCUGCGGCUCACUGGUCAAACUGCUCAACACAAGACACAACGUCCGCCUGCAUUCCCACGAUGUCAAAUAUGGCUCAGGCAGUGGACAGCAGUCUGUGACUGGAGUGGAGAACGCAGACGAUGCCAACAGUUAUUGGCAGAUUCGUGGGAAGCCCGACCGUCCGUGUCAGCGUGGGGCAGCCAUCAAGUGCGGUCAGGCCAUCCGCAUCACACACAUGAAGACCGGCCGAAACCUCCACACACACCACUUCAGCUCACCCCUGUCUAAUAACCAGGAGGUCAGCGCCUUCGGAGAGAACGGCGAGGGUGACGACCUGGACGUGUGGACGGUUCAGUGCGACAGCGUCCACUGGGAGCGUGACGAGGCCGUGCGCUUCAAACACCUGGGCACCAGCGUCUUCCUGAGCGUGACAGGCGAGCAGUACGGCCACCCCAUCCGCGGCCAGCGGGAGGUGCACGGCAUGAGCUCUUCCAACCAGCACAACUGGUGGCGUGCCAUGGAGGGCGUCUUCAUUCAGCCCAGCCAGGAGCUGGUGCGCCACGAUGAGCUCUGACGUCAGCACCGGGGCACACAAAGCACUGGAUGUGGUGCGCAGUCUGCGGAUUCCUGUUGCUGUGGUGGUUUUAUAGCUCGACUGGACCAAACGUUGUGGUGUGUGAAUGAUGUAGAAUAUUUGACUGACGACUCGUCUCUGUACAUGUGAAACUCUCAGGGUGUUCCUGAGACGAGGGGGGGAAAAUGUCAUUUUCCUAACAGUUUGAAGACGGUUAUUGGUUAUUGACACUGUAUGUAGUGUAGCCCUAUAGGCUACAUACAGAUGGGUGACAAAUUAAAGGGAAACUGAAUAAAUGAGUGCAAAUUAUAAUAAAUGCAGAUGCCUCCAUACAGGGAGCAAAGGAGGGUGAACAUUAGCCGUAUGUUAGCUCUGUGUUCAGAUGGAGUUUUUCUUCUUGUCUCCAGUGUGGAAGGUUUUUGAUUUGAAAUGUUCUCAGCUAAGUUAUGUUGCAGUUGGUGGAGACAGUGAUCGUAUUUGUACAGUGUCCCAGGUGAACACUUUCAACACGGUUCCUUUGAAAGCCUCAAAGCUUCACCAACCCCUCACUCAGUGACCUUCACACCUAUGGGAGAUUUUGGAUUCAUGUGUCAGACAGCGCUCUCCACCACCAUCAGAACACCAAAGGAGAGAAUAUCUUUGGGUGUGAUGGUGUUCGUCCUCCAGUCGAGUCCAGAGACUUGAAGAAUCUACGACAAUGAAGCUGUUUUGGAGGCUCAGUGUGGAACAGCACCGUACAGAGACACUUUAUGUUAGUGUUUCCGUUCAUUUGUCACCCAUCUGUGCUCUUCUUCAGUUUCCUCCUCAGAGAAUUACACAAAGGAGAAGAUCAAGGCAGGACUCACUGACUAAAACUACCACCCUGAAAUCUGAAGUGUUGAGAGGCCCUGUCAAAUAAAACCUAUAUAUAUAUACAGUGUAUAUGUGUGUGUGUGUAUACACAUACACACACACAUAUAUACACACAAAGUGAGCCCACAGCACAGUACAGUACCUACUCCGCCCCCUACCCAUAUACUUCUCUAUACUUAUAUACUACAUUAGUCUAGAUAGCAUCAAAGCUGUAAGACAAGCUCGGGGAUCAUGGGACACAGAGAUCCACCCACAAGCAGAAACCGGUUGGUCCGUUUUUUUAUUUUGCUCUCCUGCCUGUAAACCACUCUGAGGGACAUCUGUGUUUAUGUUUCUAGGUCUUUUUAAGGUUGAUGCCUGCCACAUGAAAAAUAAACUCAAAUAUUUCUGUG